Messenger RNA from Penicillium lagena, 2520 nucleotides. RefSeq lists its product as uncharacterized. The record is from RefSeq and is a predicted model, not a curated record. Lineage: Eukaryota; Fungi; Ascomycota; Eurotiomycetes; Eurotiales; Aspergillaceae. Gene Ontology annotation, biological process: telomere maintenance via telomere lengthening. The transcript has 4 exons. Gene Ontology annotation, molecular function: double-stranded telomeric DNA binding; protein homodimerization activity. The coding region runs from base 1 to 2520 and encodes 839 amino acids.
AUGUGUCCCCGUCGCCGAAAGAGACGGGAUUCACCGCCUGCUCCCCCCAAAACCCCCAAGUCCGAGCCCUACGAACGUGCCCUUAUUUCCUUUUCAGACCCAGCAGACUGGUACAACUUCCCUCCCCAGCGCGUCUUUUCUCCUGACUCCCCGAUGGUCGAGACUCGAGGCUCGAGGCCAUCUAUUGAUGGCCAGGAAAACCUGCCAACCUCUUUUGAGGAUCACGAUCACGUCGAUCAAAAGCCUGCUCACCCUCUCGAGGACGACGACCAUGGCGCCGCCUCGCCGGCCAAAAAGCGCCGGAUUGACUCGGGACCAGGCGACCAACUCGCAACCUCGGGACACGAAGUCUUGACUGAUCACCAGGCUGCUGACAACACUUUGGUAAGGAAAUUUGCCACUCCUCUGGGCGACCGAGAUAUUGACUCCCUACAACAGGCCGAAAAUGGACCAGGUCAGCUCGAGGCCUCUCCCGGUGCGACUGCAGAUCAGAUCUCUAGCUCAAACAUCAGUCCCGACGUAGCGACAAUAAUCUCAGAGAUCAUGGAUCAUACCGAGCGCCAGGAAGAAACCGUCGCGCUGGGCCCGCAGGAAAUUCCCUCUUCGGGCGACUUCCCUGGCGCCCGCGGAUAUGCCUUUCUCAAGGCCAACUCACAUCUGAAGAUCCAAAGUCUCCCUAUUCUGGACAACCUGUCUACUCAAAUCCUCUCCUUCCUCGCUAAAAACACUUACCAAGACCUCGCCGCGAUGGUGUCCGAACCGGAUUCCGAAAAUGGCCAAGCCUAUGCGACCAUGCGCUCGUUAUUCGACCACACCAAGCGUGUGUACACCGUCCGACACUCCUUUCUUCUGCCCUCGGAUAUCGAGAUCACAGAUCCCUCUCAAGUAGAUAUCAUCCGGAAGGCCAACAUGGCCUCGUUUGUGUCGAGCAUCUUCGGAUCUCAAGAGGUUGGCUUCCAUGAGCUGAAUGAGCAUUUCCUGGACGUCUUUGUGCCCGAGGGCGGUCGCCUGCUGAAGGUUCAGGGCGCUCUGUAUCUCGAACUCAAGACGCAGACUUUCAUCUCGGCCAUGAACACCAAGGAUCGCACCAGAACGGAGCUGCUGUACCAACUUUUCCCAGAUGAUAUGGAUCAGCGAUUGCUGGCGAGACGUCCGGGUACACGGCAGUUGGCUCCCAGCGAAGUUGACUUUGUCAACCGCGCAACUUCCCGCCGCGACAUUCUUCUCAGCGAUGUCAAUAACGAGGAAGCUUUGAGAGCGUUGCCGGACAAAUACCACUGGGAGGAUUUCCUUCGCGAUCUUAGUUCAUACAUUGCGAAGAACUUCGAUGCCAUCAAUACCCAACAGGGAAAGAAAGUCGUGAAAGGUCGCCAGCCCUCGAGCUCCAAUGGUGAUGCACAAGAGUCCCCAACCUACCAGGGCCAGUUCUCGGCCAAUCAGCAAGUGGAGGUCCCCGUGGAUAAAAACAUGCACAGUGACCUCGUCGCCCGCGCUGCUCGCGCAGCCCAGAUUGCUCUGCAGGGCCAUCGGCUUCAGCGCUCUCAGCAGCAACAGCAGCAGCAGACACAGCCCCAGGCCAGUCAGACGUCGACCCAAACCCAACCCCAGCAGACAUCACAGCCUCCCAGCCAGCACGAGAGCCCGUACCUCCAAGGCUAUACCGCUGCCCAGCAACCAUCACCCGCUUCACAACACUUCCAGCACAGCCCUACGCCGCCGGGUGGAUAUCAGCAGCAACAGCCGUCGCACCAACUGACCUUCCAGCAGAGUCCGUUGCAGGCGAAUUUUCAACAGUACCAGCCCAAUGCUGCGACGGCCAUGCAGGCACGACAGAACGGCAUGUCAAACCAUGGAUACAUGCCAGGCAUCCCUCACUACACUCAGUCACAGCCUACUCAGGUUCUCUACGAGCGUGCUCGCAUGGCCGCGUCUGCCAAGUCGUCUCCGGCUAGUCGGCGGACCGGCCUGCCCAGCCAACGCCGCCCUUGGACCAUGCAUGAGGAGAACGCGCUGAUGGCUGGACUGGACCGGGUGAAAGGACCUCACUGGAGUCAGAUUCUGGCGAUGUUUGGUCCUGGCGGAACUAUCAGCGAGGCCCUGAAGGAUCGCAACCAGGUGCAACUCAAGGACAAAGCACGCAACCUCAAGCUGUUUUUCCUCAAGAGCGGAAUCGAGGUGCCGUACUACCUGAAAUUUGUCACGGGUGAACUCAAGACUCGCGCGCCUCUUCAGGCCGCCAAGCGGGAGGCCCGGGAGCGACAGAAGAAGCAAGGUGAAGAAGACAAGGCCCACGUGGAGGGCAUCAAGGGCAUGAUGGCGCUGGCUGGCGCGCACUCCUCGCAGUCCGGACAUGAGAUGUCGGCAUCGCCUAGCCUGCCGCCCGACACGGGCAGCCAAGGUGUGUUUGAUCAAACGGCGGAACAGAACCUGAUGCAGACGCUCAGCCAGGAAGUGCACGGCAGUCAGUAUGCGCCAUCACAGUCGGACCACCUGGACCCCAGUCUGCAGAUGGGCCAGUAG